Aspergillus thermomutatus is the source of this 2187-nucleotide messenger RNA. RefSeq lists its product as uncharacterized. The record is from RefSeq and is a predicted model, not a curated record. The coding region runs from base 1 to 2187 and encodes 728 amino acids. NCBI's taxonomy places the organism in Eukaryota, Fungi, Ascomycota, Eurotiomycetes, Eurotiales, Aspergillaceae. The transcript has a single exon.
AUGAACUCGUCAUCGCUAACCUUUGCUCUCCAGGCUCUGCUCCAUCGCCAUGAGUCGUACAUGGCCGAGGCGGAGGAAGAUCGCCGGCGGUUACUCACCAACAUUGAGAAUCUGGAGCGUGAAAAGCGCCAGGUCGAGGCCGAGAAUGCCCGCAUCAUCGAAGAGAACCGUGGCUUGUUGGAGCAGUUAGACAGUCUGAACAAGGCUGUCGCGGAAUCGGACGCUCAUGCGAAGUCGCUCGUCGCUACGCUGGACAGUACAGAGGCCGAGCUGCGCAAAGUGACUAUGUCGGCCGCCCGCGCCGCGGAACUCGAAGUCCAACUGGCCCAGAUGGAGGCCGAACAGUCGAGACUGCAGGAGACUUUACAGAACGCCCAGGAGGAUAGCAAGUCGGCCGUGCAGCGAUGGAAGAAGGCUGAAUGUACCCUCCGAGAUUUGCACGAUCAAGUCGACCGAAUCGAGAAGGAGGCCCGGGAGGAGCGUGAACGACACACCGAACUCAUCCAGCGCAUGGAGCGGAGAAGGGCGGUGGAGCGCGAGCUUGACGGUGCGGCUGGACGCUUAAAGGGCGCUGCUGCCGCGCAGGAGUUAGGUCGGAAUCACGGCAACCCUAAUGUCGUCUCGCGCUUCGUUCGGGACAUCCUCCAGGAUAAUGCGAAUCUGCAGAUGGGCAUCAUAGAGUUGCGGGAGAUGCUCGAAAGCUCGAACCAGGAGGUGCAGAAUCUGCGGGAUCAGAUCCUGUCGCAUCAGCCCCUGACUUCAGCCGGUGAAGACGAUGAGCGAGAGCCGCGGCCGCCAUCAACGACAUUGAAUCAUGAACUGGAACCGAAAGAAUCGCGCCGCGUAUCGCAAGAAUUCCAUAUUCACCAUCAUUACCACACCCCCUCCAUCUCGGUCGGCUCGAAGAAGGACAAAACUACCAUCUUCCGUCGAUCCAAGAAGAGACGGUCUCUGGGAGCCGCCACGGUCAUGCACUCUGCGUCGACCUCCCAGAUGUCCCGGAAAUCCUUGCACCAGCCCCAGUCGUCCGUCUCCUCGACCUCAACUAUCUUGUCUCAGACAUCUGUUUCAAUUCCGCCAGCCGCGGCUUCCCACCGUUGGUCACUGCGAUCACCUGCAGCCGAUUCCUCGCUAGCGAGCUCGCCACAGUCAGGGUAUCGAGCAUCAUCCAUCUUUGACCGGGUCGAACGCGGUUCCGAAUCGUCGCAACCGACUAGUCCCGAAAGCACCGCCUUCUCGUCUCCGAUAAUGGUCUCUCGCCACAAGAGCGUCCCCUUUGAUAUACCUUUCCGGCCUCUGGAUGGACUUGAUGGAACAGAGAGAGUCGGUGAUGAUUCGAUGCACAUGGCAUACGACUAUUUUGGUGACCAUACGAACUAUGCAGAGCUGGAUCGGAGGCCGCUCCAGUCGGUGAUACCCGAGGAGAUGGAGGAUUCCUCGUCUACGCAGUAUGCAGAGUCGGUCCCUGACCGGCCUCCCGCAAUCCCCGACGAUGUGUUCUCAACACCGCACAGUCCCACCCUGCGCAGACGUCAAUCCCACGAGAGCCUCUUUUCAAUUGCGGGCAUGGACAUUCACACACCCAGUCGCCGCCCCUCGCGAAUCAGCGACCAUCUUCAAUCCAGUUUGCCCAUUCGCGCUCCACGCCGCAUCAUUUCGCCUAGCCCGGAGCUCUUCUCACCAUCGCCCGUCAUUUCAACCAGCACGGUCACGGCGGAUCGAGAGCCACCAAAGACCUCCGAGCAUUCCCCCCGAAAGUUCCUCGCUACGGUCGCAGGCCGCAACCGCGCCGCGGAUGCAUUAUGGGCUGUGUCCGCGGACAGCGGCUCGACCGAGUCUACUGUCACUCCCAACCGGAAGACCUCGCUGAGUCGUCGAGUGGGAGGCUGGGUGCGAGGUCGUUGGGGCAUCGCUGCUGUCUCUGCAGACGGGAAUGCUAAGCCUCAGGUCGAGUCGGAUGCUUUGGCCCCGGAAAACACCGACUCGCCAGGACCUGCCCGUCCGUCUUCUGCCGGGGCAAGAAGGAGCAGGUCCAGCUUCGACGCUGUCCCGAAUCUGCGAUACAGGUACCCGGGUGUCAACCAGACAGGACCGAUCAUGGGCCUUCGACCGCCCCCGCGAGCUCCUGUCUUAUUGCAUGCGGAGCAACUGGAUGAGGGACUUUUGAGGGAGAGCUUGGCCGAGUAA